Molecule: messenger RNA, 642 nt
Organism: Aspergillus nidulans FGSC A4
Lineage: Eukaryota; Fungi; Ascomycota; Eurotiomycetes; Eurotiales; Aspergillaceae
Product: DUF3807 domain-containing protein
Exons: 2
Coding region: 1-642 (213 amino acids)
Source: RefSeq, a predicted model, not a curated record
AUGGCUCAUGUUCAUAUCCCAACCGUAACUUUAGAAGACCUCCAAGCCUUUCAAGCCAAGCACUUUCCUGCCACCGUCAAACCGCAACCUCUGCAAUCUACCUCGUACCCGACCCACGAUGCCUACAACGAAGACUUCUACGCCAACGCUGAUGAAGAAGAUGUUGAUGACGAAGAUGACGAUCUCGGCUACUACCCCGACGGCGUGAAACGCACACUCACAGAUGAACAGAUUCGCAUUUUCAGACAUAGUGAGAUCCAUGCACUUUUGAGAGAGAAGCAGAUAAAGCAGGAAAACGAGGAGUAUGAGAAGGGCCUUGGGGGUAAAACUGAAGCACAGCCUGAGGCCGGAGCUCAGGUGCAUACUAGCCUCGAUGAGAGAGAUGGAGCAAUUUCUGCUCCGCCGAAGGAUGUUGCCAAGGCAGUCGCCGGCAGGAAACGCUGUGCUGAUAAGGUUGGAUGUGAUGCAGGCGCAGACGAACCGGUUUUGAAGAGAAAGCCCACAUCGGACUCGGGGGCCCCAAGCGAAGUGCAACUGGAUUACAACGAGGAGAGUGCUGCUGCUCCAACAACUGCAAGUCAGUCCAGGGCUACGCGAGCAACUCCGUUUAUGGGCCGGAGAAUCAUUUCGUACGAUGAUUGA